Molecule: messenger RNA, 921 nt
Organism: Brugia malayi
Lineage: Eukaryota; Metazoa; Nematoda; Chromadorea; Rhabditida; Onchocercidae
Product: Zinc finger, C2H2 type family protein
Exons: 11
Coding region: 1-921 (306 amino acids)
Source: RefSeq, a predicted model, not a curated record
AUGGAUUUUAGAGAAGUCGAUCUAGAAACGCCAGCUGGUACUUUGGCUGAUUCAUUGGCUCAAAUAUUUUUAAUGACAACUAAUAGCGAACUGCGACAGCAAGCUUAUCAGAUGGUUGGUGUUGAUAAUAAUCGUGAUUUUGCUCUCGCUGUCGAGGCACGUCUCAAUGAAUAUUUUCAAGGCAAACAGCGUAAACUGGAUCGAAGAUCAAUUUUGCAAAUACGGAAAGAGAAAGAUAAUGCAAGUAUAAUUUUGGAACACUUCUUGAAAACCGCAGGUCUACCUCCGGAUGCUGUAAAAAAGUUCUGCUCGAAGAAUUUAAGUACUCGAAUUAAAAUGCUCGAAAGAAAUGUAAAUCAAAGAAGCUUUUUAGAGAAUUAUCUGAUAGAGAUGGCGAAUAAUAACUCUUCGAACAUUGAUUCUUCUAUCCCUGGACGCCAAGAUCGGAGUAAACGAAAACAACUUGACUUUCUCAAAGCUGGUCCAUCUAUUAUUCGAGAUGAAUUUUCCGCUUCCAGUGAAGACGAAGUCUCGAAUAUGUUAUUAUCAAAGAAGCAAUUGUCAUCUCAAAGCAAAUCAUUUCAUUUUCCAGCUAAAGUGGAUAAGAGGGAUGAAAUUGGAAGGGAGAAGAAUCUAAAGCCUUCCUAUAAUUCAAUGGAUUUUGAUGAAUUUUCCGAUUUUAAUGAUGAAUUGGAGAUAGAAAAUCAUCCAAAGCUUGAUGCAAUGAAAACGAACGAGAAGAAUCAAUUUUCGAACUAUCUUGAUGCUGAAUUCUCAUCGUCCGAUGAUACUGAAUUUUCGUCAACUAAUGAUUCUGAUUUUCCACGGUCUAAAGAAGAAUCAGUAACGGCGUUCAAAAAUAUCCUGAAUAUCAGUUUCAUACCGGAUUAUUUUUUGAAGAUAGCAUUUCUGCAUUGGUAA